Spodoptera litura is the source of this 521-nucleotide messenger RNA. RefSeq lists its product as uncharacterized. Lineage: Eukaryota; Metazoa; Arthropoda; Insecta; Lepidoptera; Noctuidae. The record is from RefSeq and is a predicted model, not a curated record.
AUUUAUAUAAAGUAAAGCUGAAGAUUAUAACUUCAGUUUUAAACUGGUUUCAAAAAUGGUCUCUAAGGUGUUGGCUUUGUUCGUGAUCGCAGCGGCUUUGACUCAGGCCCAAGCAGUCACUCAAAUCACAUUACCAGAUCAACAUCAUACUUUCUUAACGAACCAGCUCAUCGGCAAGUCCCUAUCUAUCCCGAAGUCUUUCUUGGACCUCUUGGAGUCUUGCCACGUGAUCUUCCCAAAUGGCAUGACCUAUGAAGCCUUCCCUAACAACAGGCUCCCAGCUGGACCUAUCACAUUCCUGGAUGCCGUUCAGCCUUUCACCAGCUGUGCCAUUGGCUUCUUGGGUGCUGAUGUCUCGCUGAGUGGAAUGUACGAGCUGAUGUCCUUGGUUAGACAUUCUGCUGAUAACAACUUCAGUUUGACAAGACAGCGAUUCCACCUUACCCUGGUUGAAAUCGACCCCUGGAAGGGUGAAGCCUAAAUAGUGAUGAUCUUUAUAUAUUUCUUAUGUUGUGAUUUUU